This is a messenger RNA of Sebastes umbrosus (honeycomb rockfish), 3756 nucleotides long. It is a transcript of the gene limd1a, whose product is annotated as LIM domain-containing protein 1. Gene Ontology annotation, biological process: response to hypoxia; positive regulation of miRNA-mediated gene silencing; negative regulation of hippo signaling. The transcript is spliced from 8 exons. Gene Ontology annotation, cellular component: transcription regulator complex; adherens junction; nucleus. Gene Ontology annotation, molecular function: transcription corepressor activity. NCBI's taxonomy places the organism in Eukaryota, Metazoa, Chordata, Actinopteri, Perciformes, Sebastidae. The coding region runs from base 584 to 2449 and encodes 621 amino acids. The record is from RefSeq and is a predicted model, not a curated record.
UCAGUCCCAACUGACGACCGUUGGCCACGUACGGCUCGAGCUCCACAACGGUUAAUCCCCACGGUCGGUUCGUUAUAACGGUAGAUUAGUUCUAUCAGUUAAGCGUCGCGACUUUAACAUAUUUUAACACAUUUUAACACACUUUAACUACUUUUAGGUACUUUUUUACUUGACAGAGGAGCGGAGGAUAAAGUUGUGAAUGAAUGUUCCCCGCUGGGACGGUAAACCGGGAGUAGGAGGAGGAGGAGGAGGAGGAGGAGGAGUAGUUGUUGGGGUCGUCCCGGCUAUCGGAGCUGAGAUCUGCUCUCAGUUAUAACCAGACACACGGAGGCUUGUUUCUGGACAGAGCUGUAGCUGAACGGACCGGCAGUUUCUCCACUGUUUCAUCACCGAGGAGGACGCGGUAACUUUUUAAUCUUCACGGGAAAAAAAAGGAGAAGAGGAGAGUUUGGAGUAAGAGUAAAGUUUCACCCUGAGUCUGGACGUCUCCUGUCAGGACGACGAGCGGCUGGACUGUAAACUAAUAACACCUCUCUCUCUUUACCGUUCCUCUGCUUCAUUGAACUCACAAAGUAGCUCCAUCAUGGAUAAAUACGAGGAUUUGGGACUCGAGGCGAGUAAGUUCAUCGAGGAUUUAAACAUGUAUGAAGCCUCCAGAGAUGGUUUGUUCCGAACCAGGAGGGACGCAGGAAAUAACCCCGAUUUUGAGGAGACUAGAAGAGUUUUUGCCACUAAAAUGAAUAAAAUACACAUUCAGAAGCAGCAAGAGGAGAUGGCGAAGAACAACCAGGCUAUCAUCAAAAUGAAUGGGGGCCACAACAACAACAGCACGUAUUACACCAAAGACAGACCGCCCAUCAAUAGUUACAGACAGCAGCCGUGUGAGGCAGCAGCGAAGCCCCCCAUGCUCUCUGGCCCUGUGCCGGGUUGCACCACCACCACCACCACCACCGGCACGGCUGCUGCUGGGAACCAGUUUGAUGGCCAGAAACACCACAUUCAGUCUGAACUUCCAGUCGGCAGGGCAUGUGGCUACGGAAAUAAUUACGAUAAUAAGGAGCGUUUAGAGCCACAUUCAUACCAGCACAGCAGCAACACCCCUGCUGCUCCCCCCAGCCCAGGAAACCAGUCUCAUAACGCGCCCACACAUCCUCGUCACCAGGCCAGCCAGCCUGUUGCCUCAUGGGCCCCAUCCAGAGAGAGCCAGAGCCAGCUUUCCCCACCUCUGUCUGGGUCUGGGGGCAGCAGUACAUCUCAACAGCAGCCUCAGCGUCAGUCUGCACCUCCCAGUCUUCCACCCCAGCAGAAUCAGGCUGUCACCCCGCCUGUAAACCUGACCUCAUCUGCUGGGCCAGCCAGGGGAUGGGCAGGAGAGCCCUCUGACCUCAUCCCUGGCCUGCCUCUGAGUGCCUUCACAGCAGGAGCUGACCUCCACAUGCAGCAGUCACAUCCUGCAGCCCAUUACGCACCGGCAGCCUCUCCAACUUUGAGACCCUCUGCCAGCCACAAUGGUCCCUCUCCGCUCCUACCUGCACCCUUUGAAACACAUCUACCCAAAGCCAAGGUGGCAUCUGCUGCCUUGAUCCCUGGCAAUGUGUCCAAAAGCAGCAGCAGCAGCCAGGGUCAAGGUCAGAGCCAAAUAGCCGUCUGUGGACAUGCCAUCAGUGCUGAAGCUGAAGUCCCACGCUCCCCCAAGCCUGUCCAACUACCCUGCCAGUCUCUCCUCGAACAGGGGCCUUCAGCAGCUGAAAUAAAGUUAGAAGCCCUCACCAAUCGACUGGAAAAAGAGAUGGAUGCCCAACCAAAGGCUGACUACUUUGGAGUCUGUGUUAAGUGCAACAAGGCGGUGUACGGAGCCAGCCAGGCCUGCCAAGCUAUGGGCAGCCUCUACCAUGACAGCUGCUUCACCUGCAGCGCCUGCAGUCGAAGGCUGAGAGGGAAGGCGUUCUACUAUGUCGGAGGGAGGGUUUUCUGUGAAGAGGACUUUCUGUACUCUGGUUUCCAGCAGUCUGCAGACAAGUGCAACGCAUGUGGACAUCUGAUCAUGGACAUGAUCCUGCAGGCCCUCGGGAAGUCGUACCACCCCGGCUGUUUCCGCUGUGUCAUCUGUAAUGAGAGCCUUGACGGAGUGCCCUUCACCGUGGACACUGAAAAUAAGAUUUACUGUCUCAAAGACUACCACAGGGUCCUGGCGCCUAAGUGUGCAGCCUGCAACCAGCCCAUCCUGCCCUCAGAGGGGUCUGAUGAAACCAUUCGAGUUGUAUCCAUGGACAAAGACUAUCACGUGGAAUGCUAUCACUGUGAGGACUGUAAGAUGGAACUGAAUGACGAGGAGGGUCACCGCUGCUACCCUCUGAACGGCCACCUUCUCUGCCACUCCUGCCACCUGAAGCACAUGGAGCCGGGCUGCUCCUCUCCCAUCGCUGCAGCCUCUACUAACACCUACUAGUAGGUGGAGAGAGGGAGACACCUGGUGGAUUAGUGGAGGAACUGCCACAGCGUGACUGACAGCAGGAGUGGAUACGUGCAAUUCUUGUUGUAGAGGAUUGAUUAAUGCAGUGCAUCAGAUCAUACUAUGGUUUGAUGUCUGUUUUCACAGGAAUGUUAAUGAAGUUUCCAUUAUUUCUGAAGAGGUUUUCAUCCAAUAAUGAAGUAUUAUAAUACACCAAAGCCCUAUUUUGAAUACAGUGAAGCAUUGUGUUAUAGAUAAACAGACUUUGCAGAAGUGUUGCCAUAUGAUUUUUUUAUGUGUACAUCAGUUACAUUGACUAUGUAAAUAUAAUAGUCAACUCAUUUUAGUGUGUACCUUCAACUUCACGUUCAAUCCAAAUCAAUCCAUAAAUGAUUAGUCUAAUGGUUCUGCCGGCUCAAUAGCUAUUGGAAAAUAAUGGUUCAAUCAUACAAUACAGUUCCUACAUGCAAUAAUAACAGCUGGUGUGUAUUUUCAUAUGAAAAAUAUACAAAAAAAUUGGCGUUGAGCCUUUUUUAAAAAGUCUUAGCACAACAUAGAUUCCUUCCUUUUCCAAUGUUUAACCAGAAAGUGUUCAUUUUCUUCUCAAGGUAGUACCCGCAAAAACGCUCUGUGAGAGGCCUUUAUUUGUUGACCUGCACACAGAGCAAUCAUUGUGGCUCAUAUGCAAAAAUCCUGUAUGCAAUAAUGAUAUCAAAUAAUAACUUUAUUACAUGAUCAUUCCAUAGAAAUGUCAAACAAUGCCAUUAUCUCCCAAGCUGCUAUACCUUCGUUUGCUUAGGGCCUACCAUUUCACAGUCAAAAACAAAACAUAUGAAUGACUUUCUCUCUUUCAGAGAGCCAGGUAAUAAUGUUCUCCAGUAAAUCAACAGCCAUUAUUUGUCAAACGCAGUCUGUUCUUAGCACUUAGAUAUAGAUUUUCUGUUUUUUUCUAUGCACCUAUGAAGAGGUUGGUAUUAGGCCUGUAGAUCUAUGUAUUUUAUUACGUUUGCAAACAUUGUCUAUUUAAAAAGAUAUAUAUUGUAGGCCUAUAUUCAUUUACUUUUGUUUCAUUUUGACUUUUGUGCAAAACCCCUUAAACACUAAUUUGAUUUGCAGUGGGAAGUGCAGUUUUGAUUGCCUACCUUUGCCCUCCAAAUGUUGUCUUGAGUUUAGUAACUUAAUACUUGCUUGUCAUUUGAGUUCCUUAUUUCAUAGCCAUCUGUAGAUUAAAAUGAAGAGCAAACAUAUACAUAUGUGCUGUAUGAGUGUUAUACAUAUUUAAUAAAUGCAUUGCAAACUGUCAA